AAAAUGGGCAAUUUGUUCUGCUGUGUGCAAGUUGAUCAAUCAACGGUUGCGAUUAAGGAGCAAUUUGGCAAGUAUCGGGAUGUGCUUGAGCCAGGGUGCCACUGUGUACCUUGGUUCCUUGGAAGCCAGUUGGCUGGUCAUCUCUCCCUCAGGGUGCAGCAACUAGAUGUGCGCUGUGAAACCAAAACUAAGGAUAACGUCUUUGUCAAUGUUGUUGCAUCAAUUCAGUAUCGUGCCCUGGCAGACAAAGCUAAUGAAGCAUUCUACAAGCUAAGUAACACUAAGGGUCAGAUUCAGGCAUAUGUUUUUGAUGUCAUAAGAGCGAGUGUUCCAAAACUCAAUCUUGAUGAUGUAUUUGAGCAAAAAAAUGAAAUUGCUAAGUCUGUUGAGGAGGAACUUGAGAAAGCUAUGUCUGCUUAUGGAUAUGAAAUUGUUCAGACCCUUAUAGUUGAUAUAGUACCAGAUGAGCAUGUAAAGAGAGCUAUGAAUGAAAUCAAUGCUGCUGCUCGUCUGAGGGUGGCUGCUAAUGAGAAGGCAGAGGCUGAGAAGAUUUUGCAAAUUAAGAGGGCUGAAGGGGAGGCUGAGUCUAAGUAUCUCUCGGGAUUAGGUAUUGCGCGACAACGUCAAGCCAUUGUGGAUGGUCUGAGAGACAGUGUGCUAGGAUUUUCAGUCAAUGUUCCUGGAACUACAGCAAAGGAUGUUAUGGACAUGGUCCUGGUAACCCAGUACUUCGACACCAUGAAAGAAAUUGGCGCUGCCAGCAAAUCAUCUGCUGUCUUCAUCCCCCACGGGCCUGGUGCCGUAAAAGAUGUGGCACAGCAGAUUCGUGAUGGACUUCUUCAGGCUUCUGUUGGGCAUUAAGUACUUAUUGCUCAUCAAUGUUAAUGGGUUUCAUAUCAAAGCAAACUGUUAAAAGUUUUAGUCUUUUCUUUCUUAAGUAUAUGGCGGUGAGUUGACUUUGUUAGAUAUUUGUGAAUCCCAGUGCUACCUAUGUUUAUAAAUGGUUUGGUAAGGUUUUGAAUA
This is a messenger RNA of Capsicum annuum, 1023 nucleotides long. Its product is annotated as hypersensitive-induced response protein 1. The record is from RefSeq and is marked provisional. NCBI's taxonomy places the organism in Eukaryota, Viridiplantae, Streptophyta, Magnoliopsida, Solanales, Solanaceae.